Messenger RNA from Fusarium fujikuroi IMI 58289, 609 nucleotides. RefSeq lists its product as uncharacterized. Bases 1 to 609 code for a protein of 202 amino acids. The transcript has a single exon. Lineage: Eukaryota; Fungi; Ascomycota; Sordariomycetes; Hypocreales; Nectriaceae. The record is from RefSeq and is a predicted model, not a curated record.
AUGGCUUGGGCAACAACCGAAGAAAACACUUGCCUGCGAGCGCGUCAGAUCCGCCGCUAUUAUGACAAGCACAUCGGUUCGGAAGGCCCCCUGAAGUACGGAGACAAGAUCCUCCUAUCUGACAUCGACCUCGCCACGACUUUCGCUCCAGACUAUAGUCUUAAGCUUUGUGCUAAGGGUGAGGAAGAGUAUCCCGAGCAGUGGGAUUCGAAGCCCAAAUCGCUUUCUUACACCCUUAGCAACUUCCGUCUCAAGGCCAAGGAGCUUGCAGCUGCCAUGGGCAAGGAGAUCGAGGAUUUCAUGACCAAGGACGCAACAAAUAUUCCACCAGUGUUCCUUGGGGGUAAUGGUGAUAGGGCUCAUGUUCGUUCCCUUGAGUUGAUUGCCGGCUGCCCGAAGAGGGAAUUGGCGGAGGUCAAAAAGGGAAAGAAUGCUGCUGAGGAGGAGGCUAAGCAAUACUUGGCUCGAGCUAAGAAGGCUGAGGCUCAGCUUAAAAGGCGUCUGGGGGAGCGCGAAGAGGAAGAAGAGGGAGAAGACGACGAGGAUAGGAAGAGGAAGAGAAGGAAGAUUGGUGAAGCAAGCGAUGGAGUGCGAGAGACUAUACACUGA